Molecule: messenger RNA, 4986 nt
Organism: Prionailurus viverrinus (fishing cat)
Lineage: Eukaryota; Metazoa; Chordata; Mammalia; Carnivora; Felidae
Gene: GCNT4
Product: glucosaminyl (N-acetyl) transferase 4
Exons: 2
Coding region: 1-1752 (583 amino acids)
Cellular component (GO): membrane
Molecular function (GO): acetylglucosaminyltransferase activity
Source: RefSeq, a predicted model, not a curated record
AUGACGCUCAGGGCAGCCGCGCAGAGCCGCGCGGCUCGGCGGGAGCGGAGCGCGCCGCGCGCCUCGCAACUUUGUCCCAAGCUUGGAGCGGGGACCCCGGAGUGCAGGGGCGGGGAGCUCCCGCUGCGGGAGCGCGGCGACGGCGCUCCUCCUUUCUCCUCCACGUCACGGGGGCCGCUCGGCGCUCUCCCACCCCCGGCCGAGGGAAAGCAACUCCCUAGCAGGGCGCGCCGCCGAGUUGGCGAAAGGGGAGGAGGCGGGAGCGAGCCGCCGCCGCCGCCGCCGCCGCAGAGGGGCUGGGAGCCCGGAGCGCAGCUCGCGGCCCCCUCCCGGACGGCCUCUGCAGCCGCGGGGACCCCGCGUCCGGGGCUCCCCUGCUCCCUUUCAAUGAAGACAUUCAAAUGCUGUUUUAAAUACCCAGCACAGCAGAAAGUUUUCGUCUUAUUUUUAACUCUAUGGCUGUUCUCCCUGUUGAAGCUUCUAAAUGUGAGGAGACUCCUCUUCCCUCAAAGAGGCAUUUACUUGGUUGAAUACUCCCUGAGUACCUCACCUUUUGUAAGAAACAGAUACACCAAUGUUAAGAAUGAAAUCAGGUAUGAAGUUAACUGUUCAGGUGUCUAUGAACAGGCACCUUUGGAAAUUGGCAAGAGUCUGGAAAUAAGAAGGAGAGAAAUCAUCGACUUGGAUGAUGAAGAUGUCGUGGCAAUAACCAGUGAUUGUGACAUUUAUCAGACCCUAAGAAGGUACCAUCAAAAGCCUGUUUCAAGGGAGGAGAGAAGCUUCCCGAUAGCCUAUUCUUUGGUUGUUCAUAAAGACGCAAUUAUGGUUGAAAGACUAAUCCAUGCUAUAUACAAUGAGCACAAUAUUUACUGCAUCCAUUAUGACUAUAAGUCACCUGAUACCUUCAAAGUUGCCAUGAACAAUUUAGCUAAGUGCUUCUCCAAUGUUUUCAUUGCCUCCAAAAUAGAGACAGUACAAUAUGCCCACAUUUCCAGACUCCAAGCUGAUUUAAAUUGCUUGUCAGACCUCCUCAAAUCUUCGGUUCAGUGGAAAUAUGUUAUCAAUCUGUGUGGGCAAGAUUUUCCUUUGAAGUCAAACUUCGAAUUAGUGUCAGAGCUGAAGAAGCUCAAUGGGGCAAAUAUGUUAGAAACGGUAAAACCCCCUAACAGUAAAAUGGAAAGAUUCACUUACCACCAUGAACUAAGACAGGUGCCUUACGAAUAUGUGAAGCUACCAAUAAGGACAAACAUCUCCAAGGAAGCCCCCCCUCAUAACAUUGAGAUAUUUGUUGGAAGUGCUUAUUUUGUUUUAAGUCGAGCGUUUGUUAAAUAUAUUUUCAACAACUCCCUCGUUAAGGACUUUUUUGCCUGGUCUAAAGAUACGUACUCACCUGAUGAACAUUUUUGGGCUACCUUAAUUCGGGUACCAGGAAUACCUGGGGAGAUUUCUAGGUCAGCCCAGGACGUGUCUGACUUACAGAGUAAGACCCGCCUUGUCAAAUGGAAUUAUCAUGAAGGCCUUUUGUAUCCACGUUGUACUGGCUCCCACCUUCGAAGUGUGUGUAUCUACGGAGCAGCGGAAUUAAGGUGGCUUAUAAAUGAUGGACAUUGGUUUGCUAAUAAAUUUGAUUCUAAGGUGGACCCUGUCUUGAUUAAAUGCCUGGCAGAAAAGCUUGAAGAACAGCAGAGAGAAUGGAUUACUUUGUCUUCAAAAAAGUUAUUCAUGGCUAAAAGUCCCAUAAUCACAUCAUGAUAAAAUCAUGACAGAAAGAAGCUAUCUGAUAAAUGGAGCUAAUAUGGAACUGUGUGCUAUACUAUGCCCACUACCACGUGAGCUUAACCUUCUCAUAGUUGGAGAGGUGUCCAAAAUUCCACACAUAAGGCAAAAUUACCUAGGCUUUGAUGACAAUAAGACUGCACUUGGUCGGGUGAUCUUUAUGUUUGUUUUUCCUUGUAAUCUUAUGGAGCUAAAUCAGAGAUCGAGUCAUAUGAUGCCCUCAAGGCUUACCCUAAUCACACUUAAUACUUUAAGUUUUCCACAUAGCCAUCAGGAUUCUACCGAAAAGGUGUUGGCGUGUGCGAUAAUCACAUAACUUUUUAAACCACCAGUUUCAGAGUACUGUUUAAGUGUAGUGACCAACUCUCCUCUUGUCUCUUAAUUCAGCUCCCUAGACUUUUCUUAACCUUUAGAAUAUUACCUGGAGAGGGGUACCUGGGUAGCUCAAUUGGUUGAGCGUCUGACUUUGGCUCAGGUCAAGAUCUCAUGGUUGGUUCAUGGGUUCGAACCCCUCUGUCAGUGCAGAGCCUGCUUGGGAUUCUCUCUCUCCCUCCCUCUGUCUCCCUGUCUCUCUGCCCCCUGCCCUGCUCAUGCUCUCUCUCUCAAAAGUAAAAAAUUAAAAUUAAAAAAAAAAAGAAUAUUAGAAGGAGAAACCACUACCUCAGGAAAGCUCAAAGAAUGUCCAGUUUCCUGUUUGCCAAAGCAUAAUUUACCUAUUAGUGCCUCACUCUUUCGAUUCGGAGUCGCAAGACUCUGUCAGUGGGGCAUUUAUAGUGUAUGAAUGUUGGGGAGGUUGGGUGGGGGGGAGGGGAUUGGGACAGGUGGUGCCUGAAGAGAAACAAGGGGAUUUGCAGGAUUUUUGCAUCAUCGUACACAACAAUUUCAUGAAUGGUUUCCUUUUUUUAGGUCAAUUAUUUCUUUAAAACACAUUUAUUGAUGAAAAAUAAGAACUUGGUUAGUAGUUCUAAAUGUCACACUCCUGAACGUUAAACCUAAGUCUUCUAGUUCAUAGAUUAUCAUUAAAAGUAUGUGUUUUUUUUUUACAGUGGAAUUGUUAUAAUUUUGUUUUAUGGAACCAUUAAGCUAAGAGCCACUGAAUUUUCUCAAAAAGGCUGUAUAAAAUAUGACAGCUUUCUAAAUCAACUGUUAUGGUCAUUUAAAAUUCUUGCUUACAUCUCCAAUAACUAUCCAAAUAGAAUCUAGACUUAAAAUGAUAAAACCUCUAAGUUCACUGAAGUCUUCUCAGCUUAGAUACAGAGAGAGAAAACGUUAAUUUUCUUAAGGACAUAGCAAGAAUUUUCACUAAUGGUAUUUUGUAAAACCUACUCCUUAGAAAACUACCACAACGAAUCAAAUAUACAUCUAUCUCAAUGUAGCUAUAUUGUGCUUGAGUUGAAAUGGGACAGGAGCAGAGUCCUGAGAACAGGCUGUAAUAUUUUUACGUCUCUUGGGAAAUCAUGGAGCUCAUGUAAAAAUUUCUUCCUGAUCUUAUGUUUCAAUGUCGGCUGCAAAAUCUAUGUAUUUAAAUAUUUUCUAAAAUGUCUGUGUUCUCCAUGUGAAAUGCACUUUGCUUGUUUUCAAGUAUAUAAUACUGACUGCCAAGCGGGAUCACUAUUCUCCCUUUCUUCUUCUCUGGAACUCAUUUUUCUUCCUCCCCCCCCCCCCCGCCCGACCUCCAAAUUACUUCAUUCUUCAGAAAACUGUGACCAAGCCCCUGUUCUUAAAAAUAAGUCACCCUUGGACAGAGCUAAGUUCUGCAGAAGAUACUUAACCAUUUGUUAGCAUGUGUGACUGUGAGAAGCUAAGUCACUUUCUAUGAGCCUCAGGUUUCCUGAUCUUUAAAGUGAACACUUGGAUGCUUACCCUGGCUUCCUCACGUGUGUGUGUGUGUGUGUGUGUGUGUGUGUGUGUGAAUCAACUGAAAUAUGUGAACUGGUUUGAAAAUGGAGACAAACUAUUGACAAUAAAUAUCAGAGGGUAGUCUUAUUAUAAGGCAAAACAGAGAUCCAAGCCCAUUGUGAAACUUAACCCUUUACCUUUUCUGGAAAACCUCUGAAAUAUAAAAGAAGCCACAUCUGCAGGAGCAACUUCUGUAAAUGAAUCCAGGUACAAAGAAACCCCUGUCACCACAUCUGGGGUUCUUUUUAAGCCAAUAUGAUUAGCAGAUUGAUCCCGUGUCUUGGAUGGAGGUUAGGGGUAGAACUGUUUUUCCUACCUUCUAGUCUUAAAUACACAAGUUCUCACAGACAGCUUGGUUUUUAUGGCUUUGGUCAUCAGAAUAAAUGUAAAGGCUGAAAACUCGAUCUCCUUGUCCCAUGUCUUGCCUCUUGGUGACAAAUGAUUCUAUCCCCUGUUUAUUGGGAAAUUUUCCAGUUGUUAAUCACUUUCACACCAUAUCCACAUGAAACAUGCCACCACAAAGAGAUGACAGCACCUUGUUUUCCCCAGUGACACAUUUCCCAUGAUUCAGUUCAACAUUUCAGGGGGCUUGUCUGGUCAUCUCUCUUGCCUUGGGAAUCCUACAGUUUCCUUAUAGGCCUUCAAACCUCCUUCAGACCUGAGUCUCCCCUAAAACCUUUUGGUAUGAUUUUUCCUGCUCUAGAGAAUGUUCUACAGUCUGUGUUUUAUAAUCAUUCUUUGCAUAGUAUUUAUUGAAUCUAGAUUCUAAGUUGUUUGGCAAUGAGACCAGGACUUGAAGUUUGUAAGUUGUAUUAGAUAUUAGAAAGAGCUACUAAAAUAUAUCUACAUUAUGUAAAUAAUCUACUCUAACAUUAUAAUAUUUAAAGAUCAAUGUUGCUGCUAUUUUUAAUGUUUUGGCUAUUCUAAGUAAAAAAAAAUAUAAGUAAAAAAAAAAAAUAUAUAUAUAUAUACACAUAUGUAUAUGUAUAUAUAUAUAUAUAAUGUUUAAAUUUGCAGAGUUAAAUAUGAAUAUUUCUCUUGCCUUCCAGAAUGUGAAUAUUAUACAUACAUAUAUAUAUAUAUUUUUUGACAUAUUUCCUUAAAACAAAAAGACAGUCUUCUUUGUGAAUGUAAAGUGAAUGUCCUAUGUGUAUGUUACAGCUGUUUGUGUUAUUGUUUUUUACCAUUUUUGAAAAGCAUAUUUCCCAUUCUGUGAGUUUUAAAUAGAUUGGUAUUGCAUUUUGGUAUUGUGCGGCUGGUAGAUGUUAAUUCUCUGGUAUUAUAAAAUAAAAAUGUGCUCCAAAAGCCGAA